AUGAGAAGCUUCUUGCCUCUGUGCGCGCUCCUCCUCGUCCUGCUCUGCUUGGCUAGCCUCAUGGACGUCACGGAAGGAAGGUUCCGAGCCGCAGGCGGCGGCGCCCGAAGCAGCGGCAACAGCAGCGGCGGCGGCAGCCCGGGAAGCCUGAGCGGCGGCACCUGGGCGGCGUGCGUCGGCUCCACACUGCUCGCCGUGGCGCCCAUGCUGCUGUAA
Molecule: messenger RNA, 216 nt
Organism: Triticum turgidum subsp. durum (durum wheat)
Lineage: Eukaryota; Viridiplantae; Streptophyta; Magnoliopsida; Poales; Poaceae
Source: the annotation of a GenBank genome assembly